Ostrinia furnacalis (Asian corn borer) is the source of this 1216-nucleotide messenger RNA. RefSeq names its product lipopolysaccharide-induced tumor necrosis factor-alpha factor. The record is from RefSeq and is a predicted model, not a curated record. Gene Ontology annotation, molecular function: zinc ion binding. The coding region runs from base 118 to 372 and encodes 84 amino acids. Lineage: Eukaryota; Metazoa; Arthropoda; Insecta; Lepidoptera; Crambidae. The transcript is spliced from 3 exons.
UUAAUAGUUCAAGUGAAGUCGCUGGGUUUUAGUCGUCGGUUAAAUCUGUGACAGUGCGGACGGAUCAGCAGUCGCUUCGAAAACUGUUGUGCGUGAGUGUGAUUAUUUUAAGUAAAAAUGAAUCCUUCAGUAGUGCCCGGAGUAGCUCCCGUGGGUCCCAAGCCGGCCCAGCUGACCUGCCCCUCGUGUCAUGCGACCGUGGUGUCAAGAGUCGACCACAACAGCACCACCAAGACACAUUUGAUCGCUUUGGCGCUGUGCCUUUGCUUGUGUUGGUGCUGCGUGUGCGUCCCAUACUGCAUGGAUUCCUGUCAGAACGCGGACCACUACUGUCCCAAUUGUAACGCUUACCUUGGCACGUACCAGAGCUAAAUUUUAUGACCAUGACCUAAUUUUAAGAUCUAUAAUAUUCAUUACCCGACUGCGGAAGGAAGGUUAUGUUUUUAAGUGUGUGUACGCGCACGCUCUGCAGCCUAAACAGCGUGAUUGUUACGCCCGUAUUCACAAACGAUGCUUGCUUAAGUGAAGCAGCAAAUCGAACGCACAGCGUUUAAUACAGCUCUUUGAUUACUUCGUGUGUCACCCUGUGCAUCCACCACGCGCACUGCGAGACCUCAUAGUAACGUUUGAUAUUCGUAUCAACUGUGAGAGUGACACUGGAUAUAUCUAAAAUAUUUUCCAGUUCACUUAAUAAUUAGGUGAUUUUACAGUUUUUCAGUUUACGCAGUCGGGUUUUUUCAUUCAAUUUAGCUUGUUUUAAGACCUUUAGUAUUACUUUGAUCAUCACUAUUUUAUACUUUACCUAAUAUUAGAAAAAGCAGUUUUAAGUAAGCGCGGUUUACACGAUCAAUGCAAAAUGUACUCUACUGUCUGAUAACACUUAAAUAGAUAAUUUUAAUGACGUCACAUAGUUGAGUUCACGCCUGUUUGGUACAAAACGGGCGAGUAACUAAAUUGCUAUGUAAUUAUUUAUUUCCUGUAAUGUGUUCGUUCAUGUCCAUUGUCCAUUGUUGUCAGAUGUUGAUAGCAAGUGGACGUCGUUAUAAUCUUUGCUCUGUAGUCAUAGGAUGCGAGUAACAAUAAAGUUUUUGCAAGGAAUUUUGAGGAUUUUUAAAGCCUAUACAGUUGUCGUUUAAAACCAUCGAUAUGAUUUGGUAUUAUGGCGCGCACUUCCCGGUAGAUCUUCAGUCUAAUUUUGCAUUAAGUUCGAUCCGAA